CUCCUUUUCCUCCUCUUCGUCAAUUCGUGCUGCGUCCGAACAGUGUCUAUUGAACGUAAAAAUUGUGCACAAGCUCUAUCAUGGCUCUCCUUCUAACGUCUUUUAUAAAGUCAAGGGCAGACUACCAAAAGAAUUGGACGUUCUCCUACUUUCCGAUUUGAUUUUUUCUAUUUCAGGUUCUCUGGAUGGCCAGACUGUCCCUGCAGGUGCAAUCGCGCACUCUGCAUUGAUGCGCCACCUCCGCAAUGGCCUUAACGAAAACGCACUUCAGCUUGGUUUAAACACCAUUUCUAACGCAUACAUUGACGACGACGACGACGGCCACGCCAAAAUAACUCUGACGCCAUCGCGGUCCCUAUCCCAUACAUCCCGCCCACAUGCUAUUCUCGUGGAGCUGGAUCUAUGUUAUAUUUGGAAAACCGCAGGCAAUCGCGAAGGCUCCAUAAACCUUCUCAGUGAUGCCAGCCCGUUCGCAGAUAACCUGUACCUGCCCUUUGAGCUCCUCCUCAAGCGCGUCACAGAGCAGCUUUUCAAUCAGCUUGUUGGACGCUAUCCCCUUAUCUUUGGCACGUGGUGCAGAAGACUCGACAUGGAGUCCGAGUACUUUUCUUCCGUCGCACAGUCCGUUCUCGAAAUAAUGGGUCGGUCCCCCAAUCCCCAUUUUAUAGCACGUUGUAAGCGACUGAUUAAGACCGCACGUGCUCGCCACCAGUCUGUGCUCCGAACCUCCGUGGCAGCUCUCUCCUUGUGUUUCGCCUCCCGUGACUCAGAAGAUUCGGACGAAGGCGAGCAAAUCAGUGCUCCGAAUCUCACACCAGAAGCCGUAUUGUGCGAGUCCUUGGAGCAGAUAUUCAGAGCGGGGGUCCCCCAGACCCGCUUCAAGAGCCAGGUCAUCACCGCACGCUCAACUCUAUUGACUUCUUCAGCUGGAGAUGACGAUCGACUAAUUGAGGAUGAUGCCAUAAUCAACAACACACAAAUUGAUUGCCCUUUAGCUUGGCCCAAUCUCCUUGAUAUUCGCAUGGAUAACUCCGUUCCGGCUAUUGAUAUCCAGCAGACCGUGCCGAACGACAUGGAUGAUCUUUUAGAGGACUGGCCCGAAGAAGCGCUACCCUGGUCCACGUUUUCUGGCGCAUGGACCACACACUCGGACGAUUCUCUUAUCGAAGGCCUAGGCUCUUCAUCUCAACUACGUAGCACUACGCCCCCUUUGGCAUGGUCCUAUCUAACUGAAAGUGAAGACGAUAGCUUCGCGUUGGAUCUAGAACCUGAUCAUGAGCAAGAGGAUGCCAUCAUGGAGGAUGCCGAUUUCGAACGUGUUGUGUUUCACCCAUCCCUGUCAAGUCAUGGUACGAAAUUGACGUUUUUGGGGCGACAAGAACAACCUGGAGGAGUGGAGGAAUUCGACGUGCUUGUUGAUGAAGAAUGGAACUGUGAGGACGAGUUGUUGUUCGAUCUGGCCGACGUAUUCGAUGACUCGGGUGGUGUUGGUGUUGAAGAUGAGACUGUAAAGAGCAAUACCGCGGAUCAAGAAUAUGGUUUCGACACACACUUUGGCGUGGAUGGUCAGGUGGUCCAGGGUAGCACAGAUGACUGUUUUACGGAUGUCUGGGAUCUAUAGUAACGUGUUUUUCUGCAACAAAGUCUGACUUGGGAAACAAAUUUGCUG
Molecule: messenger RNA, 1669 nt
Organism: Suillus subaureus
Lineage: Eukaryota; Fungi; Basidiomycota; Agaricomycetes; Boletales; Suillaceae
Exons: 8
Coding region: 230-1621 (463 amino acids)
Source: RefSeq, a predicted model, not a curated record